CCCUUGGAGUUCCCCUGUGGCUCGCCUUAUUUUUUUCUUGGCACUUUCCCUUCCCUCGUACUUUUAUUAAACGGUUUCUUCUAAUCCAUCACUUCUGCAUGUGCCCUUAGUCUUCCAACUCGACGACUGUCUAUCCCGGAAUCUGCCACGCGCGAUGGCGCAAGACAAGACCGAAGUACCGGUCAAGGAAGCCGGCGAGCAUCCCGCCCACACGAAGAUUCCAUACUGGCGCAUAGUCUACGACCAAGCAGGGAUCACGCCAGAAGUUGCCGCCUAUCCAUAUCCAGGGUCGGGGACCGAAGCCGACCCUUUCUUGGUGCAAUGGAUUCCCCACGACCCCAGAAACCCUAUGCUGUUCAGCAAGACGACCAAAUGGUUUAUUACCAUGAUGGUCUCCUUGACCACGUUGGCGGUGGCCCUCCUUUCCUCCGCCUACACAGGCGGUAUACGCCAGAUAAUCGAGGAGUUCGGGGUCUCCCAGGAAGUUGCAACGUUGGGCGUCUCCCUUUUCGUGCUGGGGUUUGCCAUCGGCCCACUACUCUGGGCGCCACUCAGUGAACUGUUUGGGCGCCAGUCGUUAUUUUUCGGCACCUAUGCCGUCCUGACGGCCUUCAACGCCGGUUGCGCCGGUGCGGACUCGGCCACGACGCUCCUCGUCCUUCGCUUUUUCGCCGGCGCGUUCGGAUCGUCGCCGCUCGCCAACUCGGGCGGUGUCAUUGCUGACCUGUUCCCGGCCGCCGAGAGAGGCCUGGCGAUGGCCUUGUUCGCGGCAGCGCCCUUCCUGGGACCCGUUCUUGGGCCUAUCAUCGGCGGGUUUCUCGGGGCCGCCGCCGGCUGGCGCUGGGUCAUGGGUUUCCUGGCCGCCUUCUCGGGGACCUUCUGGCUUCUGGGCACGGCGUUGGUGCCCGAGACCUACGCCCCGUAUCUACUUCGCCAGCGGGCCGCCAAGCUAUCCAAGAUGACAGGGAAGUGCUAUGUCAGCAAGAUCGAGCACGAGCAGGGCAAAAUCAGCCUGGCCGAGUCCUUCAAGACCGCCUUGUCGAGGCCGUGGAUCCUGUUGUUCCGUGAGCCCAUCGUCCUGCUCCUGUCGCUUUACAUGGCCAUCAUCUACGGGACCAUGUACAUGCUCUUCGCUGCUUUCCCGAUCGUUUACCAACAGGGAAGAGGCUGGUCGCAAGGAAUCGGAGGGCUCGCCUUCCUCGGCAUCAUGGUCGGCAUGAUUUUCGCCAUCAUGUACACCAUACCCGAGAACAGUCGGUACCAGCGAGUGCAAGAGGAGAACGGCGGAUUUGCGCCUCCAGAGACGCGCCUCAGAUCAGCCAUGGUUGGGUCCGUGGCCGUUCCCGUCGGGCUGUUCUGGUUUGCUUGGACGAACAACCCGUCUAUCCACUGGAUCGUCAGUAUUGCCGCCGGCAUCCCUUUCGGGUUUGGAAUGGUUCUGCUCUUCUUGAGCACCAUGAAUUAUCUCAUCGACUCCUACACCAUCUUCGCAGCGAGUGUUCUUGCCGCCAGCUCGGUCAUCCGCAGCUGCUUCGGCGCCGCGUUCCCUCUCUUCACGUCCUACAUGUACGAGGACCUCGGGACCAACUGGGCGUCCUCGAUCCCCGCGUUCCUAGCGCUCGCUUGCGUGCCCUUUCCGUUCCUAUUCUACAAGUACGGCCCGGCGAUCCGCGCUCGAUGCAAGUUUGCCGCGGAGUCAGAAGCCUUCAUGGCCCGGCUGAGGGAAGGGACGGCCUCGGAGAAGGAGCCGGAGAACAGUCCAGCCACCGAGGCUGUGUCGAGCGACGCCGCUGAUCUCCCGACAUCUUCGGACGACGACUCUUCUGUGCGGCGGCAGGAUACGCGACGAACGAUGAGUAUUGCCUCCACGAGGCGGAAGUCAUACGACGGAAACCCGUAUGACAUUGACAGAGUACAUACUAGGGAGUCAUUUGGUGUGAAAAAGAAGUGAAGGGAAGACAAACUUGAAGAUGCAAUGCGCUAGUCUCGGUCUCGGCGUUCGAGUUUAAUGACUGAGAAGAUGGAGAGCAAGGUGGGAGUGGGAGUCUCCUACCUAGUCUUGAGAUACCUCGAGUUCGAAUUGCAGCUGUAGAGUAACAGGUUGGCAUCAAUCACGUAUUCCGUCCAGCCCGAACAUUUAUCUCUAUUGUUGCAGUCCCAGCAGCGUUAUGCAAGACCUCCUUCGCAGGGGUGGAUCUCCAACAGCAUCCAUCCUGACUCCAACUUUUUAACUGACAAUCAUGCAUUGGACUUCCCCUCAACUCAAAUCCUUCGA
Molecule: messenger RNA, 2275 nt
Organism: Colletotrichum destructivum
Lineage: Eukaryota; Fungi; Ascomycota; Sordariomycetes; Glomerellales; Glomerellaceae
Product: Putative major facilitator superfamily, MFS transporter superfamily
Exons: 1
Coding region: 155-1951 (598 amino acids)
Biological process (GO): transmembrane transport
Cellular component (GO): plasma membrane
Molecular function (GO): transmembrane transporter activity
Source: RefSeq, a predicted model, not a curated record